This is a messenger RNA of Scylla paramamosain (green mud crab), 2003 nucleotides long. Its product is annotated as zinc finger protein 264-like. Gene Ontology annotation, molecular function: DNA-binding transcription repressor activity, RNA polymerase II-specific; RNA polymerase II cis-regulatory region sequence-specific DNA binding. The record is from RefSeq and is a predicted model, not a curated record. Gene Ontology annotation, cellular component: nucleoplasm. The coding region runs from base 582 to 1745 and encodes 387 amino acids. Lineage: Eukaryota; Metazoa; Arthropoda; Malacostraca; Decapoda; Portunidae. The transcript has 2 exons. Gene Ontology annotation, biological process: regulation of transcription by RNA polymerase II.
UCUGUGAGGAACACAUCGCCAAUGAACUGUAGGACACGUUUUCUUUGGGUAACACGCCAGCACACUCCACUGGUCUAUUCUUCAGUGGUCAAGUGGGCGGAGCUUCGAGGAGCUGGAAGUAUAGCCCUUAUGAGAACUGAAGACGCCUAAAUUUUAAUAACUUAGAGAAAGUACAAUAAGCAAAUUAAAGUAUGAAAUAGCAACAAUCAAUAAUAGCAAAGACACUACAAAUAAAAGAAGAAAAAAAAAAGCCUGCACCAAGGUUCCGAAAUUUGUGCCUCGCCGAAUCAUCCACCCAGACCGUGUUGUCCUCACCGUUAAUGCUUCUACGCACAUUUCCUUCUCUUUCCUUCCUUCUGCCUGCUUGCUGAGGGAGAGAGAAGGGCGAGAAGUGACCAGAGAAGGCUUGAGAGAUGAGAGGGAGGAAAGACACGGCGAGAUAAAGGUGUCCAGGCCACGUGCCCUGAUGGUUUCUGACGUGGCUCACUCUGGCCAGCUUCCCCAAGGGUUCCUGCAUGAUUGGCCUAGGCAUGUGCUGCCAGGAGUAGUGCUGCAGUGGAGGGGUGAGGCCAGGCAGCAGCAUGAGUGAGCAGCAGCAGCAGCAGCAGCAGCAGCAGCAGUCUGCCUCAGGUGUGGGGAGGCAUAGGCAUGGUGGCAAGAAUCACCUGGAGGCAGGCAGCUCUGUCCACAGAGGAGAGAGCAAAUUUGAGUGUCAGCAGUGUGAUAAAACUUUUAGAUACAAAUAUGGGCUUAGGCAACACAUUCUGAGGCACAGUGGUGUUAGAAAUUAUGAUUGUUUUCAAUGUAGGAAAAAAUUUAUCACAAAGUCUGAGCUCACCACACAUGUCAUGACACACAGUGGUGUUAGAAAUUAUGAGUGUCUGGAAUGUGGAAAGAAAUUUACCAGAAAGUCUUACCUCACCAGUCACAGCCUGAUACACAGUGGUGUUAGAAAUUAUGAGUGUCUGGAAUGUGGAAAAAAAUUUACCACAAAACGUAACCUCACCACACACACCCUGACACACAGUGGUGUUAGAAAUUAUGAGUGUUUGGAAUGUGGGAAAAAAUUUACCACAAAGGGUGCCCUCACCAGACACAUGCUGGUACACAGUGGUGUUAGAAAUUAUGAGUGUUUGGAAUGUGGAAAGAAAUUUACCCAAAAGGGAUACCUCACCAGACACAGCCUGACACACAGUGGUGUUAGAAAUUAUGAGUGUGCUGAGUGUGGUAAAAGAUUUGCCUCCAGUUCUGAGCUAAAUAAACACACCUUCAGACACACUGGCUUGAGGGAGUUCAAGUGUGAUGUUUGUGGGAAGUGUUUCAAGACAAAGUGUGACAUUACCAGGCACAUGAGGAUCCACUACACCACAAACGGUGACCUCAUCACACACACCCUGACACACAGUGGUGUUAGAAUUUAUGAGUGUCUGGAAUGUGGGAAGAAGUUUAAUGCAAAGUCUCUGUUCACCAGACACUCCCUGACACACAGUGGUGUUAGAAGUUAUGAGUGUCUGGAAUGUGGAAAGAAAUUUACCCAAAAGGGUUACCUCUCUAGACACAACCUAACACACACUGUUGUUAAAAAUUAUGUGUGUGAAGAGUGUGGUAAAAGAUUUGCUUGCAGCUCUGAGCUCAAUAGACACGCCUUCAGACACACUGGCUUGAGGGAGUUCAAGUGUGAUGUUUGUGGCAAGUGUUUCAAGACAAAGGGUGACAUUGCCAACCACAUGAGCCUCCACUUUUGAGGUGGUGUGUUGUGUGGACCAGUGGGGGCACACCUGUGCCUGUGGGAUUGUGUGGCGGUGGUGGGCAGUGUGUUGUCUGUGGCGGCAGCUGUGCCCUUGUGUGCUGUGAGGGAGUAAUCAUGUGCCUAUGACUAGUUUUUGUGAGUUGUUCCUUUUCAACUUUGUAUUUAAGGUAAAGACUAACUUAAAAGUUUUGCUAAUGAUGUGUGGUGUUGUGUAGACUGUAAGUGAAGAAAUUAAUAUAUUGUAACCACUCUC